Molecule: messenger RNA, 1527 nt
Organism: Penicillium cataractarum
Lineage: Eukaryota; Fungi; Ascomycota; Eurotiomycetes; Eurotiales; Aspergillaceae
Product: glycosyltransferase family 20 protein
Exons: 4
Coding region: 1-1527 (508 amino acids)
Biological process (GO): cellular response to heat; trehalose biosynthetic process
Cellular component (GO): alpha,alpha-trehalose-phosphate synthase complex (UDP-forming); cytosol
Molecular function (GO): alpha,alpha-trehalose-phosphate synthase (UDP-forming) activity
Source: RefSeq, a predicted model, not a curated record
AUGCCGUCGCUCGAAGAACCUAAGCAGAACGAGGCCCGGUUGCUGCUCGUCUCCAACCGUCUCCCUAUUACUAUCAAGCGCUCUGAAGAUGGCAAAUAUGACUUCUCCAUGUCCUCGGGUGGCCUGGUCAGUGGAUUGAGUGGAUUGUCCAAGUCGACCACUUUUCAGUGGUACGGCUGGCCCGGACUAGAGGUGCCCGAGGCCGAGAUCCCAGUGGUCAAGCAGCGUUUGAAGGAGGAAUACGGUGCAGUCCCGGUGUUUAUUGACGAUGAGCUAGCCGAUCGCCAUUAUAACGGAUUUUCUAAUUCCAUCCUCUGGCCGCUGUUCCACUACCACCCCGGUGAAAUUACCUUUGACGAGUCGGCUUGGGAAGCCUAUAAGGAAGCCAACCGGCUGUUCGCCAAAGCCAUCGCCAAGGAAGUCAAGGAUGGAGAUUUGAUUUGGGUCCACGAUUACCAUCUCAUGCUCCUCCCGGAGAUGCUGCGUGAGGAGAUCGGCGACAGCAAGCAGAACGUCAAGAUCGGUUUCUUCUUGCAUACUCCCUUCCCGAGUAGCGAGAUCUAUCGCAUUCUUCCCGUUCGCAAUGAGCUUCUCUUGGGCGUUUUGCAUUGUGACCUGAUCGGUUUCCACACCUAUGACUACACCCGGCAUUUCCUGAGCAGUUGCUCGCGUUUAUUGGGACUUGCAACGACGCCUAAUGGAAUCGAGUUCCAGGGCAAGAUUAUUACCUGUGGCGCUUUCCCCAUUGGUAUUGACCCCGAGAAGUUCAAGGAGGGCCUCAAGAAGGAAAAGGUGCAAAAGCGCAUUGCUAUGCUCGAGCAGAAGUUUCAGGGUGUUAAGCUCAUGGUUGGUGUCGACCGUCUGGAUUACAUUAAGGGUGUGCCUCAGAAGCUCCAUGCGCUGGAAGUUUUCCUUAGCGACCACCCAGAGUGGGUGGGUAAGGUCGUCCUCGUGCAAGUGGCUGUGCCGAGUCGACAGGAUGUCGAGGAAUAUCAGAACCUGCGCGCUGUGGUGAACGAACUGGUCGGUCGCAUCAACGGGAAAUUCGGUACUGUUGAGUUUAUGCCCAUUCAUUUCCUCCACAAGUCCGUCAACUUUGACGAACUUAUUGCCCUCUACGCCGUGUCCGAUGCAUGCAUUGUCUCGUCUACUCGUGACGGCAUGAACCUCGUGGCAUACGAGUACAUUGCAACUCAGCAGAAGCGACACGGUGUUCUCGUUCUGUCCGAGUUUGCCGGUGCCGCCCAAAGUCUGAACGGUAGUAUCAUCGUGAACCCCUGGAACACCGAGGAGCUGGCCGGUGCCUACCAGGAGGCCGUCACCAUGAGUGACGAACAGCGUGCACUGAACUUUGCCAAGCUCGACAAAUAUGUUUCUAAAUACACUAGCGCUUUCUGGGGCCAAUCCUUCGUCACCGAAUUGACCCGGAUAUCCAACCAAUCCGCCGACAAGUUCCAAGCAAAGAAGCUCGCCGUGGGUGCGUCCAAUUCCGCUGACGGCAGCGUCACUCCGGAACAGGUCGCGUAG